Molecule: messenger RNA, 2010 nt
Organism: Lodderomyces oxycetoniae
Lineage: Eukaryota; Fungi; Ascomycota; Pichiomycetes; Serinales; Debaryomycetaceae
Gene: KAR3
Product: Kar3p
Exons: 1
Coding region: 1-2010 (669 amino acids)
Biological process (GO): microtubule-based movement
Cellular component (GO): microtubule cytoskeleton
Molecular function (GO): ATP binding; microtubule binding; microtubule motor activity
Source: RefSeq, a predicted model, not a curated record
AUGAAGGCUAGUCUGGAUAAUAAGGAGAAUAUUAAUGUGGUAAAAGCUGGACUAUUUAAUAAAAGUUCAGUCAAGUCGAAUAAUUUGCCCAAUUCACACAAGAUGCGACGGUUAUCUAGUAGACCAGCGUCUCAGAAUUCAAAUACACUUUGUGAAAGUCAGAAGCUACGACUGCUUAUUUAUGAGAAACAACAGGAAUUGGACCAAAUGAAUACGAGUUCAAUUACAUUGAGAACACAAAUAGAGACACAAAUCUUGAACAACUUUACAGAAGAGAGUAAAUAUCUAAGUCUUGAAAGAAAGUUAUCAGAUAUAAAAAUGAGUAUUGCAAAGUUGGGUGAUUAUGAAGAGUCUUCUAUGACAGAAUUGAAAAGGAAAUUUGAAAUAAAUAGCCAGGAAAUGAUGAUGCAGCAUAAAAAGAGGCUCAACGCUAGAAAAGAGGAAAUUGCUUUGCAAAUUGAUGAGUUUUUAACAAAGAAAAAAUCAGAGUACUUGGUGGAAAUUGACCAAUUAACUCAGCAAGUUGAAAAUAUAAAAGACCAAAGUAGUAGGCUAGAUCAAAAUUUGCAAGUGAAAAUAAACCUAUUUCAAAAGCAACACGAAGCGCAAGAGAAGCAAUCUCUAGAUCUUAUUAAGGAGCAAAUUGCUGAUCACGAGAGAGAAAUAGAGACGAUAAAUCAGUCCAUUGUAACACUAGAGACUGCUACCACAAGUUUCAAUAGUAAGGAUAUUCCCCAUUAUAAACAAGAUUUAGUAAAGUAUGAACAAAUACUAAAGCAACUAACAACCAAGAACUCGGAAAAGGAACAAGAAAUCAAUAACUUUGAACAACAAAUUAUAGCAAAGAAACAAGAGUUGUCCAAUCUCGAAUCUGCAUCCUUAGAAAGAAGUGAAGAAUCCAAGAGAAUGCAGUUUGAAAUUCAAAGAAUGAAAAGCGAGUUGAUUGGUCAAGAAACUAAGAGGCGCGUUUUGCACUCUCUUUUACAAGAGUUGAAAGGGAACAUAAGAGUGUUUUGUCGGAUUAGAGCAGUACCAGAAGGUUCCCGAUUGAUGAACUUUGCACUCUCUGACGAUGAUCUAAAUGAAGAAGGGAAACAAGAGUUGACACUAACUAAGGACAAUGUGGGCAUUUCUAAAUGUAGUAACACCACCUAUACCUUCCAAUUUGACAAGAUUUUUUCCAUGACCAAGGGCAACGAACAUAUAUUUGAAGAGUAUUCUCAACUCAUACAAAGUUGCAUUGAUGGACAGAAUGUUUGUGUAUUUGCAUAUGGACAAACUGGAUCGGGAAAGACCUUUACAAUGUCCAACCCUUCAAAUGGGAUGAUUCCACUAUCCAUCAAAAAGAUCUUUGAUGACAUCAAAGAACUCAAGGAACAGCUGCAACAAUGGUCUUAUGAAAUUACAGGAAGAUUUGUUGAAAUUUACAACGAGAGUAUUGUGGACUUGCUUGAUCCACAACCUGGUGAAAAGCAUGAAAUCAAGCACGAUGAUAUCAAUUGCAAAACAAGUGUUACCAAUAUAAAAACUGUACCAAUCACAUCGCCAGAGCAGGCAAAUAGGCUAUUAGCUCAGGUUAAUAGUCGAAGAAGCACAGCUGCGACCAAGUCAAAUGACAAGUCUUCGAGGUCACACUCGAUAUUUAUUAUGGACGUCAAUGGGUAUAAUAGAGCCACUAAAACUCAGACUUUUGGAACACUCAAUCUCAUUGAUCUAGCAGGCUCAGAACGGAUAAGUGUUUCUCAAGUGGAAGGAGAACGCUUGAAAGAAACUCAAGCUAUAAACAAAUCACUUUCGGCACUCGGUGAUGUUAUUUCUUCAUUAAACUCAACUCAAGCUUCUCAUAUACCUUAUAGAAACUCCAAGUUGACUUAUCUAUUAAAACAUAGUCUAGGUGGUAACUCAAAAACUUUAAUGUUUGUUAAUGUGUCACCAUUGAGUUCGGACUUCAAUGAGACAAUGAACUCUCUACGAUUUGCUACAAAAGUGAAUAACACAAAAUUAGGGUAA